AUGGUUCUUGUCGCACAAGGUACCGGUUCGGCGGAACACGAUGACAGGGCGGAGUUCGAUGCGGACGAGGAAGCUCAGCUACUGCAGAGGGAAGAGUUGGACUUUGAAGACAAUGACUCUGCCGAGGCUGGCUUCAAGCGACCACGCGCAUCCGGCGUUUUGGGUCGGCUGAAGGGACCUGAUCCACUGGAUAUCCAAAUUAUCAGCCCUUUCUUCACUAAAGCUCAGGAAUUUCUACCAGCUUGGUUAGACCGAUGCUUCCCUGAACGGAGACAGCAGGUCUCCCUCCUGGGUGGAGUCCUUAUCCUAUGGCUGAUCGCUUUCAUCAUGUCUUUGAGCGCACAACUUCCCAUUGCAGAUAAUUCGGGUCGAGCAGUCACCAACCUAGACUGCGUCGACACGCUGUGGAGACCCAAGAACGAGUGCGGCAUAGGUGGCAUUGACUGUCAUCCCUUCAGCAACACCUCCUUCCCCUUCAAGUGUCCAGCCAAAUGUGCUAGCGUCAAAGUCUUGAACCCUCGCGCCGUUGGGCCUUUGGACGUGAACUACCGUUCGCUGGUAGUUGGCAAUAAUCCAUACCGCGGCGACUCCUUCAUCUGUGCUUCAGCUAUUCAUGCUGGCGUCGUCGGUGACAACGGUGGAUGUGGGCGAGUCACUCUUCUGGGCCGCCAUGACAACUACACUAGCCGGGAAAGCCACGGCAUUGAGUCUAUACCGUUCGAUUCGUACUUCCCCAUGGCCUUCGCUGUUACAUCCGACCCAGACACGAAAUGCCCCUCCGAUCCACGGAACGCGUUGUUAUACUUGGAUGUUUCCGUCACCGCGUUGCUCUCGAUCUUUACAGCGGCACCCGCCAUCUUCUUCCCAAUCUUCAUCAUCAUCUUCGCGCACGUAGCCUUCGGUUCUGACCCUCCUUCAGCUUCAUAUCACAACACCACCGUUCUUCCUGACCACAUCUCCAUGUUCGCCAAACGCUUGCUCCCUGCAUUGUUUUGUGCUGUUAUUAUCUACCGCACCACCGUCAGACGUACGCUGCACGGCCUGACUGCACACGUAGAGAAGACAGUGUUGUGGCUUGGGGGCUUCUUUCUUGGUGCCUUGUCCAACUACACCUUCGACUGGAUCCCGAUCCAACGCCUUACCGCCCACGAUCUCGAGCAACAAGCAGGAGCCAAAGUUGCUUUAGCCGCGAUUCUCGUGGUGUUAGUCGCGAUCAUCGCAGGUCAAAUCUAUUACUUCUGGCUUGAGGGACGCCUGCUGCGAUACUUGGCCUUGUACGGACUGUUCAUAUCUGGCAUUCUCGUGUGCCUGGUCAUACCCGGGGUCUCACUACGCAUACAUCAUUAUAUCAUCGGUCUGCUGCUUCUACCUGGCACGAGCCUACAAACACGGCCAUCGUUGGUGUACCAAGGGAUACUGCUUGGCCUCUUUGUCAACGGCAUCGCACGCUGGGACUUUGACUCUGUCCUUCAGACGACCGCUGAUCUCCGAGGGGAUGGCAAGUUCGAUUCCGCGCUGCCCAAAUUGCUAGAGCCAAUCGUAUCUAGCACAGCCCAAGGUUUGAUGACUACUUUCCGAUGGGAAACGCCGCCGACCGCAGUCGAUGGAGUCAGCGUCCUUGUCAACGAUGUGGAGAAGGCUCGUAGGUUCUACAGUGAUGAUGCUGACGGUGCCGCGAGCUUCGAAUGGCAGCGACCAGUGGAGGAGCAGCUGAAUGAGUACUUCCGCUUUGGAUAUGUCAGAGAAGGUCGAGCGUUGGACUACACGGCGUCUGGAACGUUGUUUGGCAAUGGAACCUGGAGCGGACCGGAGCGCGGAUAG
Messenger RNA from Didymosphaeria variabile, 1821 nucleotides. RefSeq lists its product as uncharacterized. The transcript has a single exon. NCBI's taxonomy places the organism in Eukaryota, Fungi, Ascomycota, Dothideomycetes, Pleosporales, Didymosphaeriaceae. The record is from RefSeq and is a predicted model, not a curated record. The coding region runs from base 1 to 1821 and encodes 606 amino acids.